Eurytemora carolleeae is the source of this 1063-nucleotide messenger RNA. RefSeq names its product carbonic anhydrase 3. The transcript has 15 exons. The record is from RefSeq and is a predicted model, not a curated record. Lineage: Eukaryota; Metazoa; Arthropoda; Copepoda; Calanoida; Temoridae. Gene Ontology annotation, molecular function: carbonate dehydratase activity; zinc ion binding. Bases 47 to 1006 code for a protein of 319 amino acids.
UAGAGUUUAUUGGCAUGGGAGUCUCUAUAUAAACAACAGGAUUAGAAUGAGACAAAUCCUGAUUUUUUGGAGUCUCAGGCUAUCUUGCCAUGCCUCUGAGUGGGGAUACUUUGGAGAGAACGAUCCAACCCAUUGGAGUGAAAGUGACGCAGAAUGUGGAGGUUUGAAACAAUCCCCCAUCGACAUAGUAACACAGGAUAUUGUUUACGCAAAGUUGAGUGAUGUGGUUUUCCAUAACUUUUCAGGAUCAACUCAGGAACCAGUAAAAGUGUCAAACAAUGGGCAUACACUGCAGAUACAAUUCUUAUCUCCUGCUUCCUAUAUAACUGCUUCACAUUAUCAGGAAUUGUAUUAUCUAAAACAAGUUCAUUUUCAUUGGGGAUCUUCAGACUUGAUGGGUUCAGAACAUACUAUAAAUGGGCAGAGGUUUAGUAUGGAGAUGCAUGCUGUACAUAUUCAACCUGAAAGAGGAACAAUAGUUGUCAUCUCGAAAAUAUUUAAAGCUGUCCAGGCUCGGCAUGGAACUUUAGAUGAUCUUCUAAGAAAUGUUAUAGAUCUUGCAAUUGCUUAUGUGCCAUACAAGGAUUCCUAUGAUACUACUCUAGAUCUAUCCAGUCAUAAUAUUGAAACUUUUCUUGGGAUAGGUCCUGAAAAUUUGAUGAGAAAUUACUGUUCAUAUCAGGGAUCAUUAACAACUCCACCUUGUUCAGAGAUAGUUACCUGGUUACUUGAUUUCGAGAUUGGGUCAAUUUCAGAGAACAAGUUGAAUGAGCUGAGAAGUUUGCAUAUUGAAAGUGCAGAUAAUUUACUAGUGAACAACUUCAGAGACACACAACCCUUGAAUGGAAGAAAGACUGAUAAGUGCUCUGGCAUUAGUUCCAUCAGAAGAUCCAGUCUGACUGCUCCAUCCUGGCUGCUCCAGUCUGACUGCUCCAUUCUGGUUCAAUUCUUCUCUUCCCUGCUUUCUUCAUCUCUGUGGACUCAAAUAAACUACUACAACCUAUGAUAUAUCUUCUGUUCUCCUGUUUUUCCAUGUUCCAAUAAAUCUUUGAAUUCGCCCCAA